CUUAUUGAAUUUUUAUUUAUGGGGCAAGUGUCAAAAGUUUAAGGACCAGCCAGGUCAUUCUUGUAAAUCACUUAAAAGUUUGUAUAUUCGGAGAAUCUUGUUAACUAGCAUAUCCUCAAAGUCAAAGGCUUCCUAGAUCAUCAAUUUCCUAAGUUCCAUAAAAGACAAAUCACGUCACUUGUGUUCCUUAUUUGAAGAGGAAGCAUCAUAUGAACAGAGUCAAAUUAAAUAAAGAUUAUAGAGCAGGACAAGUCGAUAAACAUGGAAUCUCAACCAACAUCACCAGGAUUUGGAGCGUCACUGCAACUGAAAGACUGCAUAGAAGAGUUGCUGAGGUUCACACUUGCUUCUUCCAUAGACAGCACUCUUGAAAUUAACUUGGGUCUCUCCAAAGACUACUGCUCCACCCUCUUACAAGACAAUUCUUCCAACCUACUUCCCAAUUCCACUAGUGGUCUUUCUGUAGGAGUUCCGUUAUAUCCUUUAUACAAGCACCUUGCAGCAUCCUUAUAUGAGGCCAUUUCUUCUGAAGCCUUGCCAAUGACAGAAAACAAAAUUGCAGAAAUGCAAGAAAGUAGUUCUUUGAAGCAAAAGGAAGAAGACUGGGCUAGUUUAAUAAAGGAAAAAGGUUCUUAUUUGCUCAAUGUGCUAAAAUCUGUGGACUUUGAAAUCCAUGUUCAGGAGCCUUACUUCUCCCUGCUUAGAAAUGGAAAGAAAACAAUUGAAGGAAGGUGUGCUGUUGGACAUUAUAAUAAGUAUGACUUCAUUAUGACUUGCAUGCAUUUUGCUUACUCUAUUGACUGCUUCUGCCCUCUCCUCGUUAAACUUGUUGUGCUUAAUGCUGAUUCUCAAGGUCUCCAAUCAAUGGUUUCUUUUUUGGAUGUUAGCAUUGAACCAGGUGCUUUCAUCCUCGUCAACAAAUGUUUAGUUCUUCAAGUUCAGGAUGUCCAUCAUUAUCAUUCAUUUCGCGAGAUGUUAGAAGCAGAGAGUCUUCAAGAAGUUCUUCCUGGAGUUGAUACCGCUGAAGAAGGUGUCCAAGUUUACCGGAAAUUUUACUCAGAAGAGAAAGAAAGGUCAAAUGGUGUUCUUGCUAUCGGUGUUAAGAAGCUGGCUUCUCAGCCUUCCAUUUAUCUGGGUUCCAUGCUUUCUGAACUCAGCUAUGCAGGUGUUCAGAGGCUUUUAGGAUUUGUAUGCACAGUUGGAACAGUUUCUGAGGCACUUCCACCACCAGCAUCUACUCUAAUCUCAUCAUUUCUGUUGCCACAUAAUCCAAAUGCUAAAGGUUGUACCUUGACUGAUGGAGCGAGGGCAUUGUCAAAGCAUGUGAACAGGAGCAGCGACAGCUACUGGGGUAGUUUUUCUGGAAGUGAUUCCGACAAAAAUAGGGUUGCCCUGGAUGUCAUCAGCGACUUGAUAACUCAUUGCUGCUGGAUGAAUGUGCAUAUUGUUCCACCACAUGGGGUUGUUUUUGAGAUAAGAGUUGCUAAUGGUUAUGGUGCACGGUGGUCCAAAGAUGGAAGUAAGUUUAUUGGUUUUCUUGAGCCCUAUAUGGAGGAUGGCCAUUCAAAGGGAUGGAGGCACUGAAUAGCAGAAGACACAGUUUAAUCUUUGGAUUAUGUUUCUCUUUCUUUUUUAACAGGGAACUUUGCUAACUGUAGGAAUCAUUCCCUUCUGUUUAUCAUUUUUUAUAGACUAUGCAUUUCACUAAUGGUUAAUCA
This is a messenger RNA of Lycium ferocissimum, 1718 nucleotides long. RefSeq lists its product as uncharacterized. The transcript is spliced from 11 exons. The record is from RefSeq and is a predicted model, not a curated record. Lineage: Eukaryota; Viridiplantae; Streptophyta; Magnoliopsida; Solanales; Solanaceae. Bases 262 to 1584 code for a protein of 440 amino acids.